UCCCACAAAUCACCCAAUCACAAUCCAUUGAUAAAAGCCACGAUUCUCUCUCAUCAUCUCCAGCUGAAUGCACCCAUGAAAACUCCAAUCUCUCACAUCCUGCGCAAAUUGAAACCAGCAAAUCAUGCCAAAAUUCCUUCACCUCCUCCCCACCUUUUCAAUCUCCCCACCAAAUUCCCCCCCAAUUCACCCCUAAUUCCACAAAACCGCAGCAAAACCCUACAAAAUGGACCCUCCGUCCCCAAAUUUCUCGAUUCCGUUCCGAAAUUCGACAAAUCCACUCAACGAAGAUCGAUUUCAUCAGCCGAAUCGAACCCUGCCGCUCCCGAUGCAGCCUCCGUCGCUCCGCCGUCGGAGGCGAUCGACGCCGGCUCUUCGAUUAGGAAACCGCUCAGUCUGUGGCCGGGGAUGUACCAUUCGCCCGUCACAAACGCAUUGUGGGAGGCAAGGUCGAAAUUCUACGAGAAGAUUUCGUCGGAAAAUGGCUCAGCUCAGAGUGAAUUGAUCGCGAAGAAACCCUCGGCGAGUCGAACGAGUAUUUUGUACAAGUUUUCGAGUGAUUAUAUACUGAGAGAGCAGUAUAGGAAUCCAUGGAAUAACAUCAGAAUGGGGAAAUUGCUGGAAGAUCUCGAUGCUUUGGCUGGAACUAUAUCUUUCAAGCACUGCUCCGGCGAAGAUAGCUCCACUAGGCCCCUGAUAUUAGUCACAGCAUCCGUCGACAAGAUGGUCCUGAGAAAACCUAUUAAGGUAGACACUGAUCUAACGAUAGCUGGGGCUGUUACUUGGGUCGGCCGUUCGUCCAUGGAGAUCCAAUUAGAAGUGAUUCAGUCUUCUGAAGAAACAUCGGAUCCCUUGGAUGCGGUUGCCCUUACGGCUAACUUCACAUUUGUGGCUCGUGACUCCGAGACCGGAAAAUCGGCGGUGAUUAACCAGAUCACUCCGGAAUCAGAGAAGGAGAAAGAAGUUUGGAAAGAAGCAGAAGAGAGGAACAAAUUGAGGAAGAAGAGGAAAGGCGAACAGAAGAAAGAAAUCAAUGACAGGGAUAUGGACAAGCUUAAUGAAAUGCUAUCCGAGGGUCGGAUUUUUUGUGAUAUGCCGGCUUUGGCCGCCCAAGAUAGUAUUCUCAUCAAGGAUACCUGCCUUCAGAACUCACUGAUGUGCCAGCCGCAGCAAAGGAACAUUCACGGGCGAAUAUUUGGGGGGUUUUUGAUGAGGCGAGCUCUGGAGCUUGCCUUUGCGACUGCUUAUGCCUUUGCAGGAAGUGCGCCUUGCUUUCAGGAAGUCGAUCAUGUAGAUUUUUUUAAACCAGUUGAUGUUGGGAACUUCCUCCGUUUCAAUUCCUGUGUGCUGUAUACAGAACUCGAGAAUCCGAGUAAACCUCUGAUUAACGUGGAAGUUGUGGCGCAUGUUAUGCGGCCCGAGCUUCGAUCGAGUGAGGUAUCCAACAAGUUCUAUUUCACCUUCACCGUGAACUCGGACGCGCUGAGAAACGGCCACAAGAUUCGGAACGUUGUACCUGCGACGGAAGAGGAGGCGCGGCGAGUUAUCGAACGAAUGGAAGCGGAGAGGUCUUACUAGUUGAGCCUCUAAGUUUAGAAACCCUUUUCGUUGCAAUAUAUUUAAUAUUUUUAAUUUUGUUUCACGUAAUAGAUCAGGGCAAUUUUUAUAAAGAGGAUAUAAUUUGGGUGCCAAGUUAUAUCUAGGAUGAGCCUCAAAGUAACUAUAGUAUUAAAAUAUUUAGUCAUCUUUUAUUUGAUCA
Molecule: messenger RNA, 1759 nt
Organism: Salvia hispanica
Lineage: Eukaryota; Viridiplantae; Streptophyta; Magnoliopsida; Lamiales; Lamiaceae
Product: acyl-coenzyme A thioesterase 2, chloroplastic-like
Biological process (GO): acyl-CoA metabolic process
Molecular function (GO): fatty acyl-CoA hydrolase activity
Source: RefSeq, a predicted model, not a curated record